This is a messenger RNA of Drosophila grimshawi, 5275 nucleotides long. It is a transcript of the gene Mekk1, whose product is annotated as mitogen-activated protein kinase kinase kinase 4. The record is from RefSeq and is a predicted model, not a curated record. The transcript has 8 exons. The coding region runs from base 673 to 5193 and encodes 1506 amino acids. Gene Ontology annotation, biological process: protein phosphorylation; MAPK cascade. Gene Ontology annotation, molecular function: ATP binding; protein kinase activity. Lineage: Eukaryota; Metazoa; Arthropoda; Insecta; Diptera; Drosophilidae.
GCAUGCAUAUGUUUGUGCGCUUGUAAUACAUGCACACACACACACAAAUAGAAGUAACUGUGUGUGAUUCUAUGGGGUAAAUUUUUGUUAAAGUGCUAAUAAAUUGUGGGUCUGCCGCCGCAUUUCAAUUCGCACACGACAAUGGCCGGUCGCAUCCAGUGGUCGCCUCAACAUUUAUAUUUAUCGCCUGCCCAAAACGUUUAGCUUGUGAAAUUCAUCGUCGGACGGAUGGAUGCAUAUUUGGCAGGCGUGCAAGCUGGCCAAAAAAAAAAUAUAUAUAAACAAUAUAAUAUACUUGGUGAUUAGUUAGGGCGCGAUCAGUGUGAUAGCCAUCAAGUUGUAGUUGAGCAGCAAUUAAUUAGUUGGCCACACUCGACAUCGACUCAAAGUUCUCUCCAGGGUUGCUAUUUACAAGUGCCUCGCUGUUUGUCGUUUGUUUUCGACUCGAUUAAAUGAAAAUGUAUUGUCGUAGCCCUCCAUUGUAAUAAUAAAAUUUGUUGGUGUUAUUCCCCCUCACUCCUACUAAAGUGAAAUCUUAUAAAUAUUUUGUGAAAUACCGCAAUAAAUCGCAAAAGCCCGAACAGUAUUGUAAUUACGUUCCGAUAGUGGGCAAGACAGUAGCCGCAAAACUGUACACUGCACCUCAAACUGUAGAAAAUAACUGAAUGCGAAAUGCCGCGAAAAAGAGUGGAGUUUCGCGUGAAGCAGUCGUCGUCAUCGUCACGUCCAAUGCCAAUGGCAACCAUACGCAACGGCACAUUGGAGGAGGAUCUGCAUCCGGACGAUGAACUUGCUGCGAACUAUGAAUCAUUUGGCACCACACCGCCGCGCACCCGUCUCAAGAUCAAGAAUCGCGACUGGGAACGCAAACAGAAGUACAAUAUUGUUGAACCUUGCGCAGCUGCAGCGGACAGUGUGGCGGGUGGCACACCCAAGAAGGGCAUGACGAAGAUGGCUCGGAAUCGUGUCCAGCGUCGCAAUACGAUGGACUGUGCCCUGCUCAACGAGAUGUUCGUCAACGAGGAGAGCAAGCGGACGGACAAGCGACUGCAAUCGCUGCUCCGGGAUUCGGAGCGCGAGAUGAAGAACUCGCUGGCAUCGGCGACGGCGGUGGCGCCGCCGCGUGGCAGCAGUUUCCAUGAGGUGGCACAUCCGCUCGAAUCGCAGGACAAGAUAAUGCCGCUUAGCUCGGAUGAGCCGGCGGCGCUGUUGGCGUUACCAAUGCGCAUCGCUUCCAAGGUGGUGGAGAGUUGCAAUCGCUAUCGGUGCGUCUCCUCGCGACCCAUUGGCUGUCGUUCGUCGGCGCCGCCAUUGGCAUUUGCGGCGGCGUUGCCCACACUGCGAGUGGAUAUGAAGCCGACGCCUGGUUUCACCAAGCGUAAGGAUUUCCACGAGACUUUCUCCAAUCUGAUCAAGUUGGGCAGCGUCGAUAGGCAGGAUGGGAAAUUGUCGCAGGAGGAGCACACGUGGCAGACGGAACUGAAGGAUCUCAUCUGGCUGGAGUUGCAGGCGUGGCAAGCUGAUCGCACCGUCGAACAGCAGGACAAAUAUCUGUACGAUGCCCGCCAUGGUGUCUCCGAUCUGCUCGACCAGAUCAUUAGGUACAAGUUUCAGCCACGCUACAAACGCGAGCCCAGCCUGCUGAGCCUCGACAGUGGCAUACAUUCGGACGCCAACUCCAAUGCCAGCUCGCCAUUGCCGAGCAAGUUGUGUCAGGGCUGCAUGUCGUUGUACUGCAAGGAUUGCAUGGAGCGACAGGAGUUGGCGCUGCGCGAAGUCACCGAUCUACUGGCACGCUUGGAGGCCGCCGAGGCCUUGUAUCCAUCUUCCCAGGCAAUGGGUGCCUUGCAUCCCAUUUACAAAUCCCAGAAAUUUGUGGGUCGCAUCAAGGCCAUGUGCCUGUGGUACAACAUUACCAAGCAGAACAAGCUCAAGCUUAGUAUUCUGGGCCAAAUUCUAGCAAGACUGCAAGAUGAGAAAUUCUCGUGGCCGGUGCAGACAUCCUGCAUGGGCUCGGACAGUGGCAACUCAUCGGCGUCUGGUGUGGAGAACGAUGACUCCGCCGUCAAUUCGAUGGACUCGGUGAAGCCGCCGAGCGUGGCCAGCAAUGGUCAGACAGUGCGACGAGGAUGCGGCACCAUGUCCUGUGCCCGGGUGCAAUUCAUGCUGAACGACUCCACACACGUGCCGGGCGAAACCUCCAGCAGCAAUGAAUCCACCUCAACGGAGAUCAGUCAGCUGUCCAAUGAGCUCUCCGCUUGCCAUUUGCGCAAGGGUUCGAUGCACGACAUCAAUAUCUUUAGCGUGGAGCCGCUGGGCACCUCGAGCAAUGAUUGCAAUGGCGAGCAGAGCUCCGGCCUCUAUCGCAAAUUCAUCGAAAAUGUGCUCAAGUGCCGGGGAUUGGCCAAAUCUCUUGCCUUCCUCCAUCAGUUGCACACGGUGGCGCUGUACAAGGCGCACAUUGCAUUAGAGAAGCCGGGCGCUGAGGAUCUGGAGGAUUUUGAACUGGACGCAGAGAUCAGUGAACAGGAUGUGCCACGCAUGGAUCCACAGAUCAGUCGCGAACAGGUCGUCGAGUUGCGCACCUAUGGCUAUUGGAGCGAGGAGGCCCAAUCCCUCAAUCUGCCCUCGUACAUUCCCACAUUUGUGUUCCUCAGCGGCAUUCCUCUGCAGUUCAUGCACGAAUUCCUGCGCAUGCGCCUCGAAACCCGACCAGUGCGUCCCAAUCCCCUCAGCCUCGAGCAGCUGAUGAAGGAGUUGCGCGAGGGCCUAACACUGGCGCUGACGCAUCGGGAGCGCUAUCAGCGGCAUAUAACCACAGCGCUGGCCGAGAACGAAACCGAACUGGGCAGUUAUAUGACCAUCCUCAAUCAGUACGAUGCGACGGUGCGCAAAACCUUUGAACUCUAUCUAGACUACAUUGAUCAGUUGGUGUUGGUCGCUGUGCCAGAGACGAAUCAAAAAUCGGUGCUGGAGAAGGAGUGGAUGUUCACCAAGCUAAUCAGCCCGAUGAUUAAGGGCAUGCACACCUUGGCCUCGCAGAAAUUCUGUCGCAUUAUUAGCAAACUGUUGUGCAGCAUUUCCACACGGCUGGUGAAACGAUCCGAGGAGUUGAACGAACAGGUUGCCAGCACCGCACAGACCGAUGAUAGCGAAGAUCUCAAGUGGCAACUGUUGACCAUUUGCCGGGAGACCCAAUCAUUGCUCACCGUCGAGCGGGAGCGUUCCAUUAAGGUGCUCUUCUUUGCGAAGACAUUUUGUCGUGACGUCGAAACGACUGAUUUCCAUCGGGAGCACUACGAGCACGAUGUGGCCAAUCAACAGCAUGAUUUCAUCUGUUCGGAUGUGAAGGCCGCCUUCAAGCUGCUCCAGCACGAUGUGCUCGAGGUGCGCAACAUGCUGACGGGCAUCAUUAAGGGUGUUCAGUGGCGCUGCUGUCUCCGCAACAUGAACGAUCUGGACGAACAGGAUCGGUUGGCGGUCAUGUCACGCACCCGCGAGAUUCUACAUCAGGGCUACAAGUUUGGUUUCGAGUAUCAUAAGGAUGUGAUCCGGUUGUUCGAGCAGCGCAUCAUGGAUGUGAAGGAUAGCAGACACACUGUGGACUUGGCAUUGGGCAUCAUUUCGUUUGCCCAGAUGUGGAUGCAUUUCGUGAUGGAACGGUGUGAACGGGGACGUGGCAUGCGUCCACGCUGGGCCUCGCAGGGUCUCGAAUUCCUCAUGCUUGCCUGUGAUCUGCAGAUCACUCAGCAUCUGGACGAUCGCCAAUUCGAGGAGUUGAAACAGCAAAUGGAUCGCUGCAUUUCGCAUGUGAUCGGCAUCACCUCGGAGCCGGAGAAGGUGAUACGCAAGAAGGCAUCGCCGCGCACACGGAAAACCUCUUCGCCGGCGACCAGUCGCAGCCGGACACCCACCCGUACACCCAUGUCCGCCGGCGUGGUGGUCAAUCCCAAUACGCCGCCAUUGCAAUCACCACAAUACAAUAAGCUGCUCCAUCCACAGUUCAGCUUGAAGGAGGAGCUGCUCCAGCAGCAGCAGCAGGCCUACAGCUCUGUGGACAGUGCCGAUUAUGUGGAGGCGCCAACCGGUGCCGUCAAUGGAGAGUUGCGUCUGCUGGUGCCACAAACGCCACCCAUUUCGUCGGGUAAAACGAGCACACCCUCAACACCGUUGGCCUCACGCCACGAGAGAGUGCGCGAUGCAGUGAAUCGCCUUGAUCUGGAUCUGGAGGAGUGUCUGCGCGAACGCCGGCUCAUUGGGCAGGUGAAGGCGCUGAAUUCGUGCGACAAGGUGCAAAUUCGGGCGCGCAGCGUCAACUUCCGUUGGCAUCGGGGUAUCAAGAUUGGCCAGGGACGCUUCGGCAAGGUGUACACAGCGGUGAACAACAACACCGGCGAACUGAUGGCCAUGAAGGAGAUUGCCGUACAGCCGGGCGAGACGCGUGCCUUGAAGAACGUUGCCGAGGAGCUGAAAAUUCUGGAGGGCAUCAAGCACAAGAAUCUGGUGCGCUACUACGGCAUCGAGGUGCAUCGCGAGGAGUUGCUCAUCUUCAUGGAACUCUGUUCCGAGGGCACCCUCGAAUCGCUAGUUGAGCUAACUGGUGGCUUGCCCGAGGCACUCUCCCGUCGCUUCACCGCCCAGCUGCUGUCGGGCGUUGCCGAGCUGCACAAGCACGGCAUUGUUCAUCGGGACAUCAAGACGGCGAACAUAUUCCUUGUCGAUGGCAGCAAUAGCCUCAAACUCGGUGACUUUGGCUCAGCGGUCAAGAUUCAGGCACACACCACAGUGCCCGGCGAACUGCAGGGCUAUGUGGGCACCCAGGCCUAUAUGGCGCCCGAGGUCUUCACCAAGACGAACAGCGAUGGCCAUGGACGUCUCGCCGACAUCUGGUCCGUGGGCUGUGUCGUUGUCGAAAUGGCCUCCGGCAAGCGACCGUGGGCACAGUUUGAUUCCAAUUUCCAAAUUAUGUUCAAAGUGGGCAUGGGCGAGAAGCCGCAGGCGCCCGAAAGUCUCUCGCAGGAGGGACACGACUUUAUCGACCACUGUCUGCAGCACGAUCCGAAGAACCGUCUCUCAGCCAUUGAGCUGCUCGAGCAGAACUUUUGCAAGUCUGGCCUGGAUGAGGAGUGUAGCAGCGAGCAACUGCAGGCGCAGAUGCGUGGCUCCUUUCGCCGCAACAUGGCGCAAAGCUAAUCCCGAUGCGUCGCAGACUAUAUAUAUAUAUAUAUAUAUAUAUAUGUUAUAUAUAUAUAUAUUAAUACGCGAGUGUAUAAUA